Messenger RNA from Mytilus trossulus (common blue mussel), 2620 nucleotides. RefSeq lists its product as uncharacterized. The record is from RefSeq and is a predicted model, not a curated record. Bases 278 to 2620 code for a protein of 780 amino acids. The transcript has 8 exons. Lineage: Eukaryota; Metazoa; Mollusca; Bivalvia; Mytilida; Mytilidae.
AUCAGUAAUGUAUACACAGAUGGCCUUGAUCGCCCUUGUAUGCAUAUUUUCAGACAUGAUAACGAGGCUCACGGCUAUGACAUCACUUGUGUUACCAGCUGUAUAUUCUCAGUGGUAAUACUAUAUAGAUAAUACAGAAAUUCCAUGAGUAUAGGGUUCCAUUCAUGUCUCAUAUUACAUCCAUGUUUUAGUUUUAUGUAAUACAAAUCUUCACGUAGUAGAAUUAUUUAAAAGUAAGAAGUAAUUAUUUUUUUAUUUCGUAAAUAUAAGUGUAAAUAUGCCGUAUUGUGUGGUUUACGGUUGCAAUAGCAAUUCUCAAUGUGACAAAAAUAUAUAUUGGUUUACUUUUCCGAAAGAUUCUCAGAGAAAUCGUUCUUGGGUUCACUAUUGUAAACGACAGGACUUUACACCGUCUAAGCACAGCAGAAUUUGUUCUAAACAUUUUACCCUAAAUCAGUAUAGCAGGCACCCUGAAAGACUUUCAGAAUUGGGAUAUCCGGGUGCAAAGGCAGCUCUAAAAGAUGACGCCAUGCCCGACAUUCCUGUAGUUGUAGAUGCAGAAAAAGGACCAUCUUCUCCUAAAAAGCCUAGGUCGGCCUUCGAAAAAAGACAGAAACGUCAGGUUCUUCAAGAGGCCUUUAAUGAAUCAUUAGAUAAGUCCGUCGACUCCAUUGACACUGAAACUGAAUCGCCACCCGCAGCUGACAGUAUGGAGAUUCAGGAAGAGGUAGAAAUUCCGGUAGAUAUACCAAAAACAUUUGUGUCAAAAUCUUUUAACACCGAUUACACAAACAUGAAAAUACAGAAAAAUCAAACAGAUCCCAUUCCGCAGAGAACUAGAAGAAACCAAACAUUAAAACCCAAGAGAAAGUCUAAAGGCAUUCAGUGUAACCCUUCAGAUAUUGAUUCAGCAAGUAAAGUCGCCACAUCGAAGAACAGAACGAUAAUCGGAAAAAUUACAAGCAGUAGCCUUGCACCGGCAGCGACCGAACAAAACAAGGAUGACAAUGAUGAGAGUGAUGAUGAUGAAGAUGAUGUAGAUGAAUAUGAUAAUGAUCCGGAUUAUAUUUAUAACGAGUCCGAGGAAGAAGAUGGAGACGAUGAGUAUGGAUCUGACGAUGAGGAAGAAACAAGCAAUUACAGAAUGGAAGAAUGUAAUGAUCCAGUUGAAGAAAAGUAUUACAUGGUCUCUGAAACAGCACUAUUUCAGUUACUAUCAGUAUGUAGAGAGUGUAACAAUCGAUGCAUUCCAAUUAUUGAAUUCAGUAGAGGGACAAUGAUAUCUACAUCUUCUGUAUGUGCUUUUGGACACGUCUACAAGUGGAAAUCCCAAAACUGUCAUGAAAGACUACCAUGGGGAAAUCUUUUGCUUGCAAGUGCCAUAAUGUUUAGCGGGAAUAAUACAGCAAAGAUUGUAAGACUGUUUGAUCAAAUGAAACUGAAAGGCAUUAGUGAACGCUCGGUUAGAAGACUGCAAACAGCAUACACAUCAUGUGCAGUUAUCUAUGAAUUCGACUCCCAGCAAGCAGAUCUAAUAGCUUCCUUGCAAGGUCCAGAUAAACAAGUAGUACUUGGUGGCGACGGAAGGUGCGACAGUCCUGGUUAUAGUGCUAAAUAUGGCAGUUACACUCUGAUGGACUUGAACACAAAUAAAAUAUUGGACAUUCAGCUUGUUCAGUCCAAUGAAGUUAAGGGGUCAACCCAUAUGGAAUUGGAAGGACUUAAGAGGGGUUUAUCUCUUCUUAUAGACACUAACCAUAUUGAAGUCUCAACACUUGUCACAGAUAGACAUGUUAUGAUUAAGAAGUUCAUGAAGGACAACCAUCCAGAAAUAAAUCAUUAUUUCGAUGUAUGGCAUAUAGCAAAAGGAAUAUCAAAAAAGUUGGAAACCAGAGCCAAAAAAAAAGACACAGGAGACAUAAGACCAUGGAUAAAGAGCAUUGUUAACCAUACAUAUUGGGUGGCUGCAUCAAGUGGGGAAGAUCAGAACGAAAAAAUACACAAAUGGACAUCAAUUUCAAACCACAUCAUGAAUAAACAUGUCCAUGAGUCUGAUGUAUUUCCGCAAUGUAUCCAUGGAGAGCUUGAGGAACAAAGAGCUUGGCUUAAACAAGGUUCCAAAUCUCAUAAACUUGUUCUGGAAGUAAUCGAAAGCAAAUACUUGCUAAAAGAUUUAAAAAAGCUGUCACCAGUGCACCAGACAUAUGGCCUCGAGGUGUAUCACUCUCUUGUGAACCAGUAUGCACCAAAGAACACCCACUUCUUCCAAUAUGCAAUGAAAGCAAGAAUUUAUAUUGCUGCAUUGCAUUACAAUGAGAAUGGAAAUAGACAGCAAGCUGUCACAAAAGCAGGCAUCCUGAAAUGGAAAAAGUCGUACCCUAAAGCAAAAAAAGGAGAGCAAUGUGUUGUCAAACCGCAGAAAGUUCAAGCGACCUAUGAUUAUGUUGGAGCUCUUCUGAAAAGAACUUUUGACAGACGAAAUAACUUAUCAAGCAUUAAAGAAGCCUUAGAGGACUUUAACAUUGUAUAUCAGAGACUCCCUCCACUAACAGCAUCAAACCCUCAAUUUGAUAAGGAGGAGCUAAUAAGACAUCGAACAAGUCGUUUUGCUAGAAACUGA